This is a messenger RNA of Syzygium oleosum, 2563 nucleotides long. Its product is annotated as F-box protein At2g26850-like. Gene Ontology annotation, molecular function: protein binding. Bases 514 to 1695 code for a protein of 393 amino acids. The record is from RefSeq and is a predicted model, not a curated record. The transcript has 5 exons. Lineage: Eukaryota; Viridiplantae; Streptophyta; Magnoliopsida; Myrtales; Myrtaceae.
GGUAUUGUUCAACAUUACUCUUCUUUCUCUCUCCGAGCGCAUCAUGAACCGACAGGUGUCCCCUCAAACUCCUCACAGUUUGGACCAUAACCGGUAGGGAGGAAUUAAAUUCGGUGUAUUGGAUGCAAUGGAUAUAAUCGCAUAUGCGUGUGCCUCAUAUCUCAAACCAGUCUGAGAAAGAAAGCAUUGCUUUGUUCCUCCUUGUUGGCUCCCCUUUUCUCUGUUUUUCUGUGGUAUUCUAACCACCCAGCAAUCAAACCUUGUCGGUUGCAGUGUCCUGUGCAUGUCCCUUGGGUUGUUAUCAAAGCCCUCGUUCUCACUCCACCACAACCUCGAUUUUGCCAAUGAACGCAGACCUUGGCCCAUCUUUUUUUGUCACCAUACAAAACAGGACUUGCUCAUCAUACUUUUCCGUCGAUCCUUUACAUAGUAUAAAUAAAUCCCAUUGCUUCCAUCUGUUUCAGCUUCAGUUCAUGCCUACCCUGCAACUUUAGCCAUUUCCACAACUUUCAGAUGCUUCUGUUCUUUGUCUCAUGCUUCUCAUUCAUCCUAAUCUCUAGAUCCAUGUCUUGCAAGCCACUCUUGCCCAUGAGAAACCAGUUGACCCUAUUGUCUCCCUUCUUGUCUUGGGGACAGUUUUCAAGCUUCCUCAUGUCUUUCUUUCACAGAAUCAAGCUGAACCAGGUCCUCAUGAUGAAGCCACUCAAGAAGAUGACGACUGGUCCAUCUCAAGUUCAAGACUUUCCUGGGGAGGAAAAGGCUUCCCUGUUGGACUUGCCUGAACUGACCUUGGACUGCAUACUGGAGAGGCUCUCACCGGCUGGGCUGUGUAGUAUGGCUGAGGUUUGUAGCUCAAUGAGGGAAAAGUGCAGGAGUGACCAUCUGUGGGAAAAACACAUGAAGCAAAAAUGGAACAGAUUGAUUGGUGAUGCUGCUACAAGAGAGUGGCAAUGCCAGCUCGCCUCAAGAAAGAGGCCUAGCCUCUAUGGCCUGGACAGGAGAAAAGGGUUCAAGAAAGAUUUGCUUUUUAGGGUUUGGCCCUUUACUUGGAUGAGGCCAAAUUUGGAAUGUGGCACUAAUGAACCAAGAGGUGCUUUUCCUGUUGAUUCCAUCAUGGGUUUGUAUCUGUCACUUGAGAAUGGCAAGUUUUGGUUCCCAGCUCAGGUGUACAAUCGCGAGAAUGGGCAUUCUGGGUUCAUGCUUUCAUGCUACGAUGCUCAUGUCAGCUAUGAUUCUCAGACAGACACUUUUCAGGCAAGGUAUUUGUCACAUGGACGGCGAACGGUGGAAGAGAACAUACCGUGGGAUAGACUCAGAGCACCCCCUAUUAAUACUCCACCGCACGAGCUUCAUAACUCAGAUUGUCUAAAUGACCUGAGACCUGGCGACCAUAUCGAAAUCCAAUGGAGAAAAUCCAAAGAGUUUCCCUAUGGUUGGUGGUAUGGUAUUGUUGGCCAUCAGGAGUCCUGUGACGGAAAUGAAGAUCAUUGCCGAUGCCAUUAUAGUGAUAAUGUGAUGUUAGAGUUCAACCAGUACCCAGCUGACUCGAGAUGGAGAAGAACGGUCAUAAACCGAAAGGAACACCGAGAAGCUGGAACCGAAGGUAAUGGCUUUUAUGGAGGGGUUAGAAAGCUUUACACGAACGAGGAAGUCUCAAUGUGGAAGAAGCUCCGGCCAUCUCAUGUAAUGGAAUAGUCCUUAGCAGCAAUGCAUCCUUGCACUCGACAACUCUGUACAUAGACCAUCUCUACCUUUUUGCUCGACUCGACCAGUCCGAAACAUGAUUGGUUUUUCGAGCCUAGGAUUUCUAGGGUGAGAAGAUGGACAUCGGGCUUCAUUUUUCUUUAAUGUGUAGAGGCCUCGUACGACGAAUGUCCAUGUCUAGCAUUUGAGCUAGGGGAUGUAAAUGAUUUGUUGAAGGAAAACUCCCAUUUGUAAUCCAGGGUUGCUGAUUCAGUACAUAUCUGUAUCAAUUGAGCUGAAAAGCAUCCUGGUCUUUUCAGGUGCAUCUUUCGGUGCAUUUACAUUCACUGAAAUCUCUAUCAAACAGAAAUGCCUUUGACAUAUGCAGUUAUCAUUAUAACAUUAGGACUUACAAUUGUGGAUAUUAAACACCAGAAAUGAUGGUAUUGCUGGUACGUCUGAACACGCUUAGCGGAAUAUCCAGCUCCCAAGCUCAUCGCAGAUGACAGUCGAAGGAAGAUUUCAUUUCGGCCCUGUUUACAGACUCGCGAUCGUCUCAAAGUCGAUGGAUGCCGUUAAUCACAGAAUUCGCCGCAAUUUGCCCGCGCGAUCAGACACUGAUAGGAAAUGGCCAAGAAAAGAAAGCUUGUGUCACUACUAGAUGAGAGUGGCAUCCGUCUCCAAGGCAGAGAAUUCAUUCACCAAAACAUGCACUGUACAUGGACAAAUGCGUCCAUCUUUUGGUGCUUUCUGUUGCCCCGGAUUAAAUGUUGAUUCAUUGGGUCUUUUGCUCUUCUUUGAGGGGCCUUGGGCCUAAUCCUAGUUUCAGGCCAGCAUUUUCCUUUACACCAUGAUGAUCAAUUUGCGUUUUUUUAUGGUC